AGAAUGUGAAUGGACGCAGUUCAGCACUACAAAACCGGCAUUGGAUCUAUCUAAUGUUUCAUCGCAUCAAGAUUUUAAACAAGGAGAUAGGAAUUAAAUGACUUGGUUGUCAUAAUUUCGAGAUUAACGUUACGCACGGAUUUUGCCAAUCGAGAAUAGCAUACGAGGUUUUGUCAGAUACAGUUUAACUUAUUUGUUUUCUGUUUUAUUUGGCGUAUCCAACAUUUUGCCGUUAUUUAACUGAGUGAAAUCAGUCUAGCAGGAAUCCUGAAAAUGGACGGAAUGAAUUGCUUUACUACGAACAGGAACAUCUUGUGUCUAUUUGAUGUGGAUGGCACACUGACACCGGCAAGACAGAAGAUCGACCCGCAACUGGAUGACUUUUUCCAGUCUCUGCGGAAAAAGGUGAAGAUUGGCGUGGUGGGAGGGUCAGACUACUGCAAGAUUGCUGAGCAGCUGGGAGACGGAGAUGAAGUAAUCCACAAGUACGACUACGUGUUUGCUGAGAACGGGACAGUGCAAUACAAAGACGGCAAGCUCCUCUCCAAACAGGCCAUUCAGAACCAGCUGGGAGAGGAGCUGUUGCAGGACCUCAUCAAUUUCUGUCUCCGCUACAUGGGACUCAUCAAGCUUCCAAAGAAAAGGGGGACUUUUAUUGAAUUCCGCAAUGGAAUGCUGAAUAUUUCACCCAUCGGAAGAAGUUGUACUCCAGAGGAGCGUCUCGAGUUUUCAGAAAUCGACAAGAGGGAGAAGAUUCGAGAGAAGUUUGUACAGGCCCUUCAGCAGGAGUUUGCCGGGAAAGGACUACGGUUCACCAGAGGUGGUCUUAUCAGCUUCGACGUGUUCCCUGAGGGCUGGGACAAGCGGCUGUGUCUGCAGGUUCUGGAGGACGAGGGCCUGGAUGCCAUCUACUUUUUUGGCAACGAGACAGACCUGGGUGGAAACGACUACGAGAUCUUUGAAGACCCGCGCACCAUCGGUUUCACCGUCUACUCCCCCGAGGACACGGCGAGGCUCUGUCGAGAGCUCUUCUACAACGCACCUCCCAACGAAUCAUGAUGGCCCAGAGGAGGACGAAAAAGAAGAGCCAUGUCUUCUCAGAAAAGACUUAUUUUUUCCCAAUUGUGUUUGGAAAAUGCACUGCUGAGAAGUGCUUCUUGAGUCAAACUGGGGACUGAUAUCGUGAUCAUCUCCACAAAGUGUACCAACCACUACUGAUUUUUUUUUUAAUCCAAAGUUUUAUUCUUGUUGUUUGUUGAUGUUUUCAUUGUCAUUGUGAAUGAUGAUGAUGGUGAAGAUCAUUUUGGAAUCAUUCCCGAGUUCUGGAACUUUAACAAGAGAACAAUUUUUCCAGCACUCCCUGGAUGCUGCAACUGCCAGAUUUUUGUGGCACUUUUGGUCGCUUGCUAUCAAGAAUCCCAACUGACACAAGGCCACAGUGGAUGAACCCAAUCGUUCUAUACUUAUAGUCUCUGAUUUGUGAUGAGUCAUUGAAACAUUAGAAGUUUCUGAAAUGAGGAAAAAAAUCUUAAAGCUCGAUAAUAUUACUGUAUUUCCCAGGUCAUGGUUAGAUUUUCAAAGGCCGUCCAGAAAUCAUCACGCAGACAGUGUGAUGAUGUGGAUGUCAAAGUAUCAGUGUGGUGAAUGCAUCGUUGUGGGGACUUGUUUUGCACUCUCACUUUACCACAGCGACCAUGCUGUGGUGCAGACGAUCCGUUUACAUUGUUAAUGUAGCAAACGAAAAGCGUGAAUCAUUUCAAGGGUGCACAACGUAAUACUGUAUAUAUUUAGACAAAGGGAACAAGUGAGUCAAAGGGAUGGAAGAGAGAGAGAGAGAGAGAGAGAGAGAGAGAGAGAGAGAGGGAGGGAGGGAAGGGAUGGGAUGGGAAGGAGGGAUGAUGCAUAGUUCUUGUCAAUAGUGUUUUAUUAUAAGGCCUCUGAACAUUCCCAGAAGACAGACAUUGUCCAGUGAAUCAUACUCCACCGUCAGCUAGAGCAGCCACAGGAAGUCUGGCUGUUUAAAAGGCAGGGGAGAUACAAACAGACUGGGUGUAAAUACAACCCACAUAUCAUUUGGGCAUGAAUCUUUUUGACGUGCCCCGUAUCCAGUCACCACAUGACUUGCUAUUUAUUUGAAGUUCAGUUAAUGAAGUAAUUAUUAGUUAUGUGUGUGUUUGUGCGGCAGAGACUUUGUGCUUCUUUAUACAGCCAAAGAGGAUACUCUUCUGUUGUGAUGUCAUGUUAUGUAAACUCUGCUGAUUAACAUGCAGUUGGGAGUUUCUCUGCAAAUGCAUGGCAGGAAUUAUAGUAACCAAGAGUCAUCCAUUCAGGAAGCAUGAUUUCUCCGUACCUACGCAUUUUUUUUUUGCCUCAUUGGGCAAAUGAAACAGUUGGAAUGCCAAUGCAGCAUCCAUGUAAACACUCCAAACUAAUUUGUGUGAGUGCCUGUGUGUGGGAGAGAGAGAGAAUGAGAGAGAGAGAGAGAGAGAGGGAAUGAGAGUUUGUUUGUGUAUGCGUGCGUGUGUGUAUGUGUCAUUGUUCUGACACCAUGCACUAAUUAUAUGCAGUAACAUUUGUGAAUAUUUCAUUACAGUAAAGUGUUUUGAAAUCAUUGAUGGCUGUGCCUUUGUCUUUAUCCUCUUUACUUUUGCUAAACGUGGAUGUGAACAGCUGCAAAAACAUGGAUACAGGUACAUGUACAUUGUAAUUUAGUAUAAUGCCAUGUUAUCCAAUUCUAUUUAUUCCAUGCAACAUUGAAAUAAAUAAUGACUCUUCAAUCCAUAAAGCA
Engraulis encrasicolus (European anchovy) is the source of this 2788-nucleotide messenger RNA. It is a transcript of the gene pmm1, whose product is annotated as phosphomannomutase 1. Gene Ontology annotation, cellular component: cytosol. NCBI's taxonomy places the organism in Eukaryota, Metazoa, Chordata, Actinopteri, Clupeiformes, Engraulidae. The coding region runs from base 274 to 1059 and encodes 261 amino acids. Gene Ontology annotation, molecular function: phosphomannomutase activity. Gene Ontology annotation, biological process: protein N-linked glycosylation; GDP-mannose biosynthetic process; mannose metabolic process. The record is from RefSeq and is a predicted model, not a curated record. The transcript has 8 exons.